AUGCAUCGUGACUAUUAUUUUGGUCAUUUACCAUCGAAUGUUUUAGCACUAUCUGGUUAUGAAUUCUUCCAGUUCAUUCAAAGUAUUCUAGGUGAACCCGAAGUAAACCUUUUAAAAAAAAUUUCUGUGAAAACAACAUCGUCUUUUAUGAAUAUUGAAGAUCCAUUGGCUGUUCUUAAACAAGAUAUUGAUGAUGAAGAAUUAGAGAUAUUAAAGAAACAAUUAUGUUUUAAAAUGAAAAAUGAUAACUAUUUGAUUAAACCCGGUGUUGAGUCUGGAUUUUCAUCGCUACAAAAAGCAUUAAAAGAAAAACUAAACCAACAGAUCAACAGUUCCACUAAAAAGAAACAACAACGGAAUGGUGAUGUAUCAUCUAUUUCUUCUUUGACAUUAUCAUCUCAAGAAGCAAAAACUUCUUCAUUUUCUUUACCAGAACAUAAAUCACAUGUUCUUCAAUUAAUAAAAAAAUGGUGUAAUGACAAUAAAGAAAAUUUUAAUUUAGAAAAUUUUCAAUUGGAAGAAGAUAUCGAUUUUACAUUAAAUAUUCAGUUUGAUGAAAAUUCUACUGUACAAGCCACUAUCAAGUGCAAAUGUGGUAAAUUGAUUUCAUUGUGUAGAAAUGGUUCGAAAAUACAAGUGUCCAAUUAUUAUAAACACUUGCAUUCUUUUGGAUGUAGUCGUAUGAAAGAAAUCAAAAGAGACAACAGAAAACCGCAGGUACAGCAGCAGCAGUUGCAAUCGACAAUUACAUCAUUACGUGUUUUAACAUCUCAAUCAUGUGUGUCACCUGUUGAAGCGCACGCUGAUGAAAUGGCAGAUACACAAUCGACACCUAAUGAAAGCUCAGUUUCAAGAUCGCAAUCAAGUCUAAACUUGAAGCGUCCUAUACCAUCUGGUUCACAACACUCCGCUUCGACCAAACGAAGCCGUAGAUAA
Molecule: messenger RNA, 936 nt
Organism: Adineta ricciae
Lineage: Eukaryota; Metazoa; Rotifera; Eurotatoria; Adinetida; Adinetidae
Source: the annotation of a GenBank genome assembly